Messenger RNA from Oikopleura dioica, 2100 nucleotides. The record is from the annotation of a GenBank genome assembly. NCBI's taxonomy places the organism in Eukaryota, Metazoa, Chordata, Appendicularia, Copelata, Oikopleuridae.
AUGGUUAGCGUAAAGUCAAAACUUGGCGCUUUCCUUGGCAAAUCUUUGAAAGUCCAGAGCGGUUAUGUUGAAGCAUUUCUGGGCAUCAAAUAUGGCAAGUAUGAGCCAUUCGAGCCUCCUGAAAUUGUCUCAUCUUAUCCUUCCGGAAUGAUCGAUGCUCAGAAACCCGCGCCUUUCUUUCCGCAAAAUCUUGUCCCGACUCAAUUCAUGGUUACUUACCUGCCCUGGAAACAGUCUCUAAUUCGCGGAUUCAAGGCUGCUGGUUACGCAGACAUUGGCGAUUUACACUUGAAUAUUUUUCGACCACCAAAUGCAGUCAAAAAACCCGUGAUGGUUUGGAUCCACGGGGGCGGUUUUUACAUCGGAGGUGCUUCUCAGUUUGAUCCAUCGGCGCUCGUGCACUUUGAAGAUGUAGUUGUCGUUGCGAUAAACUACCGCCUUGGCGCGCAUGGGUUCGCUCCAGAAGAAACGGGAAAUAAUGGCAUCCGAGAUCAGAUCUUGGCGCUGGAAUGGGUUCACCAAAACAUUGAAGAUUUCGGCGGAGAUGCGAAUAACGUAACCAUCUUUGGCGAAUCUGCCGGUGGCAUGAGUGUCGAUUGUUUAGUUCACUCGCCUCUUGCCGAAGGCCUCUUCCACAAGGCAAUCAGUCAAUCGGGCACCCUUUAUUCAAAAAUUGCUCCUUGUGAUCUCCUCCAAGCGAAAGAGCAGUACCGCGAAGUUUUGAAACAGCCCGAUGACGUCGAAUUGAAAAGUCAUAUUCUCAGUUUGAAUCUCAAAGAUUUUUCUCGGGCGGAGGCAAGUUUGUUCGGCCGUGGUCCGUUCGGGCCUGUCCUCGAUUAUGAUGUGUUGCCUGUGCUUCCGGAAGAUAUGACGGAUGAGGAAGCGACAGUCCCAUACAUGCUCGGUCGAUGUUCAGGAGAAGGAGAUGCUCUUUUGACAGCCACGAUUCCAAUGUAUCUCAAAUGUGGGCUUCUCGAAGGUUUCAGCAAAGAAAUGUUCGAAAUGGUCGUUUCUGGCACGAUUGAUCGCUUAGCUCCAUCAUGCGCGGAAAAUGUGGAUUUUUACAUUCAGAGAAUAGUUGAUGUCUAUUCUCAAGAUCUGCGAUGCCCGGAGAAAAUUUACUCCGAAAUCUUCUGUCGAUGGUGGGGAGAUUUGAUGCUGGGAAUCGGCCCGCUGAAGCGAGCGGAGGAAUAUUCUCAACGAGGUGGCGAUGUUUUCCAGUACGAAAUGCAGGUUAUACCCAAGCAUUCCCACGAUCCUGAUUUCUCUGGGAAGCUGAAUUUGAAGCCAGAUUUGAUGUCGGAUGGAAUGUCCGAUGAGGACGAUUUCGUCCCACCAACGCGCGUCCGCAUGAUCUCUCUAGGCGACAGUGGGAGUGGAAAGUCAGCAUUGAUAAAACGGCACUGUGAAAAACGCUUCGUCGGACAUUACGUCCAAACUAUUGGUAUUGAUUACGGCGCCAUCAAAAUCAAACGCGACUGGCAUCAACAGAGCCAGGAGGACGUUUCCAUUGCGAUAUUUGACGUUGGAGGACACGAUUUAUUCUACCAAGUUCGACGGGAAUUCUAUGAGGGAACGGAAGCAGCGCUUAUUGUCUUUGACACAAGCUGCGAGAAUCACGUGGCCACGCUGGAACGCUGGAAGCGCGAAUUUCUCCAAAACGGGGGGAACUUAGAGAAAUGUCUUAUCAUCGUCGCUGCGAACAAAACGGACUUGAGUUCAUCGAGAAAAUUGACGGACGCGGAAGUUUGGGCGGAGGAAAAUGGCUUUAAAUUUGUGAAAACUUCGGCGAAAACUGGCGAAGGCGUGGAGGACAUCUUCCGGCUGAUAUGCUCCGCUGCGCUGAUGGAGAAACGAGGGCCGAGCUUUCAUUCUAAUUGCACGAGAGAGCAGCUCGAGGCUGUGCAGAAAAUUCGCAACGCAACAAAUGACUACGACGUUCUCGGACUAACGCUAAGAGCUAAUCGGGACGAUGUGGAUCGCGCUUGGAAGAAACUCUGCCGACUGGUUCAUCCGGAUAAAACUUCAGCGCCAGGAGCUCAUGAGGCGAUACAGCGGCUUAACAAAGCCAAAGAGGCGCUCAAAAAGAGCACCGUAUAG